GUGUUUUCUGUUUCUUCUGAGUGCUGAUUAUUUACUUCAGCGCAAUAAAUUGCACUUUUGGGAUCGCAAUGCUCUAGAAUUUUUGGGUUUCCUAUUUUGGAAAUUGUACCCGAUUUCCUCGCUAGGAUGUCUGUUUUGAACAUUUCCUAUAUUUUUCUUUCUGAAGUUACUGUUCUGUUGAGCCUGAGAUCUCCAGUUAAUAUUGCUUUCCUGAGGUUGAGACCUCCAGCUGCUGUUAUUUGAACGAUGCUCGUCCUUUAUCGGAUUAUUAUUCUGAGGUUGGUAAAAGCUAUUCUAUUGGUUGUCCUGACUAAUCUGCUUGUUAUCAAAAUCCAUUUCUUGCAAUUUUUAUUUAUAUUGUCGAUAUAGACAAUAAUUUCAGAGUCUAAGGUAGGAAUCAUACCUGACAGAGCUAUUGCCUGAUGCAUCUCGUUUGUUAACCAUUUUCCAAAAGCUUUCAUUGCCAUCCUAUUUGUUUUUCGGCUAGCCAGCUCUGGGAGGACAUUUUCAUUUAGAAUGUACCUGGUUUACCUUCAACGGCAAGAAGAGAAAAUGCAUGCACAAACAGCGUUAUUCCAGGACAAAUUCAAACUCUCAUGAUUCGUAAUAAUUUGCUCAAGGUACAAAGUGUACCACCAACGGCAUUAAAUAAACUUUCUCAACAUACAACUAUUUCGGCUGGGUCGGUAGGCGCCAGCGGUGCAGGAAGUUUAGUUAAAACAUCCAUUACAACAAUAACAGCCUGUGCGGGAAGAUGCACUACAGCUCAACCAAGGCAACAGCAACAAACGCAGGAAGCUCAGACGCAGUAUCCUCAGCAAACUACACAGAAACAACAGCAAAGUAAACAGCAUGGCUCUGCUGGAAGCGCCAUUUUUUUCACACCAAAUGUAGCUGCUAAUAACAAACCAUUAAGUGCGAUGAGUAUGGAAGAUAAAUCAUUUGUCAAAAUACAAUCCUCAAAUACUGAAAUAAGUAAUAACGCCGAUGGAGGAUCGCAAAAGGUGCAAUCGCAGCGUAUAGUUCUAUCCCAACCGACGAUAGCAUCAGAUCUAAAUGUAGCUGGCAAUACCUUGAAUUUUAAGCGUCUCAAGGUUAUACCAAUCAGUAAACAAUCUAAACAAUAAUUAAUUCCUGCAAACGAUGUUGAUUUUUCAAGUAUGUCUGCUAAGAUUUAUGAGAAAAAAUAGAUGUUUUAUUAUAGACAUAUUAAUAAAACACACAAAAGUGUAUUUUAUUAUUCAAAUAAAAAAAAUGAUUUUUUGGGAUUUUCUUUGU
Molecule: messenger RNA, 1278 nt
Organism: Anopheles merus
Lineage: Eukaryota; Metazoa; Arthropoda; Insecta; Diptera; Culicidae
Exons: 3
Coding region: 597-1127 (176 amino acids)
Source: RefSeq, a predicted model, not a curated record